UGCUGAGCGGAUCUUCUCAAAGUCACGUUGACAGAAAUUGGCAGUGUGUGUGUGUUAGUGCAGAAAGUCAGCGGUGUUUAAAUCAUGGUGUUUCUGACUUUAUCGUGUUGGAUCCGGAACCGAGGUCCAGACCGGUACUGGAAGGUUCAGGAGCUUUUAAAGCACGCGCGGCACUUUCGAGGAAGGAAGAAUCGCUGCUACAGUUUGGCAGUGCGUGCCGUACGCAGGGCGUUUGUUUAUGCCUCCAAAGCGAGGAAAGCCAAACGGCGCAGCAUGAGGACGUUGUGGAUCUCUCGUGUGGCUGCAGCCUGUCGGGAACACGGCAUGAAAUAUCCUGUCUUAAUGUAUAACCUCGUGCAAUGCAGUGUGCAGUUGAACCGGCGUGUGCUGAGCGACCUGGCCGUCACGGAGCCGCGCACAUUCCAGGCGCUGGUGGAGUUGGCGCGAGCUCGGCAGCAGGAGGGUCUGCGGGCGGCGCUGGGUGAUGGGAAAGAGCCUCCCGGUGUGUUCUCGCGCAUCACACAGCUGCAGUGACGCACAGCUCUCGCAGCCAAUCACAGCACAGCUUCUCCACUGAGUCGCCUCUGAAUCAGCUGUUCUUUUUGACACAACGUGUGAAGGAGGUGUGUGUGGGUGAACAUGGAGAACCUGGUCACUUGAUCCGACAUCACUGUGUCUGCUUUAAGAUCAGCAGAGACUCUGAUCAGGGUGUUGAAGGAAAAGUGAUUAAAGUGUGUUGUGUGUAAAUAUACAAGCAGAACAAACACAAUGACCAUCAUGUGAUGUCCCUGUUAUUAAAUUGUUUUCCUACAUCGUC
This is a messenger RNA of Neoarius graeffei (lesser salmon catfish), 817 nucleotides long. It is a transcript of the gene mrpl20, whose product is annotated as mitochondrial ribosomal protein L20. Gene Ontology annotation, biological process: ribosomal large subunit assembly; translation. The record is from RefSeq and is a predicted model, not a curated record. Gene Ontology annotation, cellular component: ribosome. Gene Ontology annotation, molecular function: structural constituent of ribosome; rRNA binding. The transcript is spliced from 4 exons. The coding region runs from base 85 to 534 and encodes 149 amino acids. Lineage: Eukaryota; Metazoa; Chordata; Actinopteri; Siluriformes; Ariidae.